AUGUCUGCCUUCGUGUGGAAAGCGGUGCAGCAGGACAGCGCCGUCCAGUACGAGAAGCUGCUGGACUUCAUCGACCUGGUCACCGAGAUCGUGCCGGAGCUUCUCAGUCCCAGUCAGAAGGGUCAGCUCGUCCUGGGCCUCAGAGCGAGGUUUGUCCUGGAGUUGUGCCGGGGCAACGGUGUAGCUAACAUCAAGGCGAUCCAAGGCCACCUGGAUAAAAUCCACACCUGCUGCCUGGAACUGAGCAACAAUGAACACAUGGAAAGCUCUGAUAUUCUGAAGACUUCCUAUAGUAACUUUGCAAGCUUGGUGCAGAACAUUUUGAAUGUUCCCUUAGAAAAGGAACUGUUCUUCCAAGAGGUUUUUCCUGAUCAUUAUGGAUUGGCCUUCAACCAGCGGAUCCAACAGCUUGUAUCUUUGCUUCUGUCAAGACUGGAGCAGCUGUUGCCUAUACCAGACCUGCAGCAGACUGCAAAUUGGCUCAAUGAGUCAUCUACUUCAGAAGACCUUGGACAUCAUCUAUCUGAACCUUUUCCUCUGAAGACUCUGCUGCUCCAUCACAGAGAGCUGGGGAUUCUCAGUUCAGUUUCUUCAAGCACUGAAGAGGAUGUAAUAUUAUCCACGCUGGCCCUCUCAACUCAAACCGAUCAGUUCAGUGAGGAUGAUGAAGAAGACGAUGAUAAAUUCGACAGUGAUGAAGAGACGCUGGCGCUAGAGGACUUAGAGGAAGACUCGAAUCAGAGCUUGGAUGACACAUCAGAAGACUGGGUGCCCAAAAAUAAAUCAGGGUCUCUCUCUCGUUUAUUCAUUUGUACCAAGAGUCCAGGCGCACAACCCAUACAGAGGACGGUUCGAAAGAACAUCCAGCGUCAGCAGCAGUGGGCAGCUUCUAUUCAGAACACCAAGGCAGUUAAAAAGGUCAACAAAAAUCAGCUGAAAAGCCAGGAGAUGAAAAGUAAAAACAAGACAGCUGAAGACAACCUAAAGAACCAACAGAGAGCCAAACAGAAAGACAGUGUUGACAAAAAGGGGGAACAUGACCAGAAGAAGGACGGACCGAAAAACAAAAGUCGGCGGAAACGGAAAGAGCCAACAGGGGAAGAUAAAAGAUUCCUGAGUACGCGACCUGUGAAGAAAAGCCUCACAGAAGAAGAACUCAAAUGCCCAACGUGCCAGAAGAGAUAUAAACAUCCUAACCAGCUUAAGACACACAUGAAGCUUCACUCCUUCCGCUACAGCUGCAUUGAUUGCGAGAAAGGAUUUACAAGCCAGUCUGGGUACUAUCAUCAUCAGAGACUUCACAAAAGAGGCCGAGAGUUCACCUGUAAGGAAUGCAAUAAGGGAUUCUUAUGCCGCUAUUCUCUCAAGCAGCACGAGCGCCUGCAUGAAGGUCCUACCAACUUUUGCGACAUCUGUGAAAGACACUUCAGCAAAAACGGCUUCAUCAGACACAUGCAGAUGCACAAGGGUGAAAGGAACUUCCUGUGCACCACCUGCGGAAAGGCGUUCCUCUCGUCCGGGGAGCUGCGGCUGCACAAUCGGUCGCACACGGGUGAGAUGCCGUACACCUGCAUCCACUGUGGGAAGGGCUUCUCCAGCAAGGGUCACCUCGUCGUCCACACGCGCUCUCACACAGGGGAUCGUCCGUACCUGUGCGCGGAGUGCCCCAAACGUUUCCUUACCCUGAACUGUCUCAAGAGGCACUCUCUCAGCCACAACGGGGUCAAGCCUUUCAAGUGUCCAAACUGUGACCGGGAAUUCUCCCAGCAGGGGAAUAUGAAAAGACACAUGGCAACUCAUAAACCGGACUGCUAGCGGUUUGACUUUGGUCACACAACACUUGAAACUAUGGUUUUCAGGAUCGUUUGGAAGAUUUUUAAUGAUAUGGUCAGUAAAACACUGUGUUAGUAAUUGCAGUCUGUUGUGGAACCUAUUAAAAUACAUUUACUAGUUGA
Poeciliopsis prolifica (blackstripe livebearer) is the source of this 1955-nucleotide messenger RNA. Its product is annotated as zinc finger protein 184-like. Bases 1 to 1815 code for a protein of 604 amino acids. Gene Ontology annotation, molecular function: RNA polymerase II cis-regulatory region sequence-specific DNA binding; DNA-binding transcription factor activity. The transcript has 7 exons. The record is from RefSeq and is a predicted model, not a curated record. Gene Ontology annotation, biological process: regulation of transcription by RNA polymerase II. Lineage: Eukaryota; Metazoa; Chordata; Actinopteri; Cyprinodontiformes; Poeciliidae.